CAAAGAAGCCAAACUGAACAACCAAGAAGAAGAAGAAGAAUUCAGGAGUUUCCUGGCCUUUUGAAAAAUCCCAGGGAUUUGAGGAAAUUAUGCAGGCUACGGAGAGGAAGAAACGUGCAUGCGUGGUGCCUGUGUGCAAGGACGAGAGAUUUGAUUUAGUGCACAAAUUGCCGAUGAAUCAGGAGAGAGCUGAGGAAUGGGUGACCAAUCUGGAUAUCCCAGAAUUAGCCACACAUUCCAUUGAGGAUCUCCGGAAGAGGAUUUUUGUGUGUAGUCGACACUUUAGGCGGCAGGACUACAAGAAUAUCGAAUCGAGAUGUUUGAAUAAGACAGCCGUGCCAUCAAUUAAUCUCAAAGCGCUGGACAACUUCAAUGUCAUCGAUCCCAAAGUGAUGGUUAAGUCGUAUCCAGAAGCGGAGGCAGAAAUUGUUGCACCACCUGUGCCACCAAAGCUACCGCCUCGUGUGCAGCGGAAUUUAACGCGAGUUGUGCGUCCGGUUAAAUUGAGAGAGGCAGCUCUAGUGAAGACGCUGAAGAAGAGGAGAUUCACAGAGGAAGUUGAAGAAAUUCUCGAUUCACAUUUUUCCAUGAAUAUCAAUAUUCCAAAAGUACCCAAGACUGAUGGGCAUGUAGUACCUACGAAUCACUACUUUAUCCAAUCCCGGGAAAAAUCUCAAAGAAGUGGGAAGGAAGAGGAAUUGCUGGAGAUUUAUGUGAAUCUUCCAGCAGAGGUUCAGGUGCAAAAAUCUCUCGUGGAAGCACCACAAUUGGUCAUGUCCAGUGAAUUCAUCGAAGUGCCUUCGCGGAGUCUCAAGCUGAACUACUUCUGGCUACGGGAUCACUGCCGUUGCUCUGAAUGCUACAAUCAUCGCACAAAUCAACGGAGUUUCAGCUUCUUGUCUCUUCCGCCCGAUGUGAAGGCCAAAUCCUGCCAAUUCAGCGAUGAUUUCCUGGCAAUUUCAUGGAACGAUGGGCAUGAAUCCCAGUAUUCGUGGGAUUUCCUCACCAGCCACGCAUCCCAUCUGAAACAAUCUGUGACAAAGAGAAUCCUUUGGGAUGCUGAGAAAAUCUCCCAGAGUGCCUUUGCGCGUGUUUCGCUGGGAGAUCUAAUGGCUGACGAGGAGGCGGCCAGGAGUGUUGUGGAGAGUUUGGUGUGCUACGGGGUGGCCUUUGUGGAUAAAGUCCCGGCGAAUGUUUCAUGCACGGAAUUGGCAAUUAAGCGCCUCUUUCCCAUUCACAAGACUUUCUUCGGGGAAAUGUGGACCUUCCAGAGUGGUGUGAUGAAGGAGAGUGACACGGCGUACACGCACGAAGCACUUGGGGCGCACACGGAUAAUACCUACUUUUGCGAUCCAGCUGGACUGCAGGUGCUGCACUGUACGGAGUUUGAAGGGGAUGGCGGGGAGUCGCUGCUUGUGGAUGGAUACAGGGUGGCCAGUGAGGUGAAGAAGAAGCAUCCAGAGGUCUACGCGAGGCUCUGUUCCACGGCUAUUCCCUUCGAGUACGUAGAUGAGACGCAUCAUCACGCCUACACGGCGCCUCUCAUCAAAGAGGACAAAGUUACCGGAUCUGUUGAACAAAUCAGAUUUAAUCUCUACGACCGAGCUCCAUUGGAUACACUACCCUACGAUGAGAUUCAGCAAUUCUACAGCGAUCUUCGUGUUAUGGCGGCGGAAGUGGCAUCCGAGGGGAAUGAAUGGUGGUUCAAAUUAUCCCCCGGCACCGUGAUGAUCUUCGAUAAUUGGCGCCUCCUCCAUGGAAGAGCUGCUCUCACGGGAAAGAGGUCAAUGUGUGGCUGCUACGUUGCACGAACGGAUUUCCUAAGUGUUGCGCGCAAGAUGAAGCUGGUGGAUUAAUGUGCGCUGUGGGGAAACUUCCAGAAGCACACGAGGAUUAAGUACAAGAGAGCGAAGAAGAAUAAAUAUUGUAAAAAAUAUUAGUUUUUCUCAAUAAUUCUAUGACUUUUUAAAGCAACUUGAAGUUUGUACACUUUGCUUCCCGGAAAGUGCCAUAAGUGACUGGAAGUUGUACAUUUAUCCUGCUCAUUGCAUCAGGAAGUUUCUAAAGGAUCUUAGGAACAUCCCUUUCAACACCCGGUUGAUCCUUGAUUUCAUCUUUGGGUCCAAAUCUGUCCAUUUAGAAAGUCCCCUUUGGAAUUGCAUAAAGCAUUUUUAUAGACUCAUAUUUUGUCCUGAAGAUGAAAUCAAGGAUCAACCGGGUGUUGAAAAGGAUGUUCCUAAGAUCCCUUAGAAACUUCCUGAUGCAUUGGGCAGGAUGGAUGUACAACUUUCAGCCACUUAUAGCACUUUCCGGGAAGCAAAGUGUACAAACUUUAAAUUGCUACUUUUUUAUGAUUUUAUUUUUUUGUCCUAAAACAGGCAAUAGGUCCUUCCGGAUAAAAUGUAUUUUUUAAGUGUUUUAUAAAAAAAACAUUAUAAACUCUGGUUUUAAAGCUUUCCCUCUUAGAAAAAUAAAUGGAAAAUAUGUAGAAUUACACCUAAAAGAAA
Molecule: messenger RNA, 2507 nt
Organism: Lutzomyia longipalpis
Lineage: Eukaryota; Metazoa; Arthropoda; Insecta; Diptera; Psychodidae
Gene: Tmlh
Product: trimethyllysine dioxygenase, mitochondrial
Exons: 4
Coding region: 90-1856 (588 amino acids)
Biological process (GO): carnitine biosynthetic process
Cellular component (GO): mitochondrion
Molecular function (GO): iron ion binding; trimethyllysine dioxygenase activity
Source: RefSeq, a predicted model, not a curated record